Messenger RNA from Lipotes vexillifer (Yangtze River dolphin), 1203 nucleotides. RefSeq names its product Smad nuclear interacting protein 1 (gene SNIP1). Bases 1 to 1203 code for a protein of 400 amino acids. Gene Ontology annotation, molecular function: protein binding. The transcript has 5 exons. Lineage: Eukaryota; Metazoa; Chordata; Mammalia; Artiodactyla; Lipotidae. The record is from RefSeq and is a predicted model, not a curated record.
AUGAAGGAGGUGAAGAGCGAGCGGGAUCGGGGGAGCCGACGAAGGCACCGGGACGGGGACAUGGUGGCGGCGGCGGCGGCGGUGGUGGUGAAGCAGGAGCGCCUCAGCCCGGAAUCCGCGCCUCCCGUGCACCGCCGCCCGGACUCCUCCGGCGGUAGCCCGUCCCCACCGGCCGGCGAGUCGGGCCGCCCGAGUCACCGCGGGAACCGAGCCCGAGGAGGUAGCCGGUCUCCAGCCAGAAAGAAAAACAAGUCCUCAGGGAGAAGAAGCAAGUCUCCCCGGAGUAAGAGAAGCCGAAGUCCCCACCACUCAACGGUCAAAGUAAAGCAGGAACGUGAGGAUCAUCCCCGGAGAGGCCGGGAGGAUCGGCUGCACCGAGAACCCUCAGGACAGGAACACAGGCGAGCUAGGAACAGUAACCGAGACAGACACCGUGGCCACUCCCACCAGAGGAGAAGCUCGGAAGAGAGGCCCGGCAGCGGGCAGCCUCAGGGACGGGAUCGAGAUGCCCAAAACCUACAGGCGCAGGAAGCUGAGCGGGAGUUUCACAACGCCCGGCGCCGGGAGCACCGCCAGAAGAACGAAGCCGGCGGUAACGCAUCUCAGGACUCACUUCCUCAGCCUGGCCCUGGCAGCAACAACAAAGACAAAGAAGUGCCUGUUAAAGAAAAGCCAAGCUUUGAACUUUCUGGGGCACUUCUUGAGGACACCAACACCUUUCGGGGUGUAGUCAUUAAAUACAGCGAGCCCCCGGAAGCACGUAUCCCCAAAAAACGGUGGCGUCUCUACCCCUUUAAAAAUGAUGAGGUGCUUCCAGUGAUGUACAUCCACCGACAGAGCGCUUACCUCCUGGGCCGACACCGCCGCAUCGCAGACAUUCCCAUCGAUCACCCCUCCUGUUCAAAGCAGCACGCCGUCUUUCAGUACCGGCUUGUGGAAUAUACCCGUGCUGAUGGGACAGUUGGCCGCAGGGUGAAGCCCUACAUCAUUGACCUUGGCUCAGGCAAUGGAACGUUCCUGAACAACAAGCGAAUUGAGCCACAGAGAUACUACGAACUGAAGGAAAAGGAUGUCCUUAAAUUUGGGUUCAGCAGAAGAGACAGCAGAGAGUAUGUUCUGCUCCACGAGUCCUCGGACACGUCUGAAGUGGACAGGAAAGAAGAUGAGGAUGACGAGGAGGAGGAGGAGGUGUCUGACAGCUAG